Radiomyces spectabilis is the source of this 1919-nucleotide messenger RNA. Its product is annotated as phosphatidylinositol-glycan biosynthesis class S protein. The record is from RefSeq and is a predicted model, not a curated record. Gene Ontology annotation, biological process: attachment of GPI anchor to protein. Gene Ontology annotation, cellular component: GPI-anchor transamidase complex. NCBI's taxonomy places the organism in Eukaryota, Fungi, Mucoromycota, Mucoromycetes, Mucorales, Radiomycetaceae. The coding region runs from base 268 to 1875 and encodes 535 amino acids. The transcript has 10 exons.
UUCUUUUUUUUUUUUUUUACUAUGAGAUUCAUGUCAGAAAAGAAAUGAUAUGCAGUAACAAAAAGCAAGGACCUUUUAUGUAACGAAUUCAAGCAUCAAUUUUCAAUUUUGCGUGACGUGAAAACCGAAUUCGAUUUCCUUUUCGCUUGUACAUCUAGACAGUUUGCAGCACCAAAUGAAGUUUAGGCAGCAAGGUUCAUUUUGGUGUAUAAGCAUUUGAAAAACUAAAGGGAUACUGACGGUGAAUAUUUAGACCUCACCACACUUAUGGUGGUAGGAGCCUUUUGGUGCGUCGUUCUCAUAGGGAUUCCUUUCUGGUGGAAGACGACCGAGGUUUACCGUGCCGAUUUGCCCAUGGCUGAAAUUGAGUCGUGGCAAUCCUCCAAUACUCGUCGUUUUGUCAUACCCACUACUAUGCACAUUCAUUUACCCGCUACUCUGGAACACACUGACCAUCACUUACUCGACUCUCUCCAAACCGUCCUGGAACAUCGUUUGACCGAGCUUCAACCAUCGUCCCCAUGUCUCGAUUUCACGGUAUCCGUUAGAACCGCCUUUUGGCAGAAUCAAGAGAAUGAGGAUGUGUCGCAACUAUUGGAACGACAUAAGGAGGGUCAUAUUGGAGAGUAUCAUGUUUAUAUGACCACCCUAUCGUCGCCAGCAGAUACCGAGAAACACCAUGUUAUCAUUGGAAAUCAACGUACAAGUGUCAUUGAAACAUCCGUGCUGACAAAAGACACGGUGAUCACUACUGUCUUGCAAGUGGUUCCCAAUAUUUUCUUUAAAGAGUUUGACUUGUUGAGCAAAACUGCAUGCGGGGAACAAGACGUGGUCAAGAAUGAUGUAGACAAUAUGCGUCCUUUCAAGUACUCAUCACGAUACCAAAUCACGUUUAGCUUGAUGAACAAUAAUCCCACUGGAACCAUUGUCGAUUGGGAUAUUCGUCGUGCCGUCAAUAAUUAUCUUUAUCCUUUCCUCAACGAACUAUCAUGUCUGUACAACUUUACGGUGGAUUCUCAAAUUCAAAAUUAUGCGUCGCUCACCAUGACUCCCAAGUACAAGCAACGACAGGAUAAACCAAGUUAUUAUUACUUUGAACCCCAACAACUUCCUCAUUUUGUCAAUUCAGCAGAAUGGAAUCUAGCAUCUACCAUUUCAUCGUACCCGACCGUCAACUUUAUUCUGUAUAUUCCAUCCACUGAAGAAUCGCCACUUCGUAUUCACGAUGCACAAGGAAACCCACUGUUGAGCAAUGCGUUUCUGAUUCCUCGAUGGGGUGGUAUCGCUAUCAAAAAUGUACCAAGCUCCGCGCAACAUGGCGACCAUUAUCAACUAGCACUCAAAGACUUGCAGCCCAUUAUGAAAGUAUUCAUUGCGCAGUUACGAGGGUUGAUGGGCAUUCAGGAAUUGAAAGCAGGCACGGAUGACAUGAAUGUCAGUUUCAUUCCCGCUCGGCAAAGUGGCGUCACGAUUUUGGAAAAGGAUAAUUUGAUUCGCAAAAGAACGAUUGAAAAUGUAGUGAAUGCCAUUUCUACAUUAAAGUCGUUGGCGCAGCUUGUGAAUGAAAUUCCUAAUAUGGUGGUGUUGGAUCAUAUUGAUCUCCAGGUACGGCAAUCGUUGCACGCAUUAAAUCGCGUGGGAGAAGCACUCCGUCUGGGUGAUUAUGCAAAAGCGCUCCGAGAAUCCAUUGAAGCGGUUGAACUCUCGGAAAAAUCAUUUUUCGAUCCUACCAUGGUCUCGAUGCUUUAUUUCCCGGACGAACACAAAUACGCUAUUUACAUGCCGCUCUUUGUCCCUGUCUCGGUUCCCCUCAUCAUGGCCCUCAUCAAACAAGUUAAAAAAUUGCGUGGCUCACCCAAAGCCAAAACCGAAUAGACUGCAUCAUUUAUGUCGACAAUAAAAACUGCUUUGUUGGUGUG